Messenger RNA from Suricata suricatta (meerkat), 589 nucleotides. RefSeq names its product hemoglobin subunit epsilon-1. Gene Ontology annotation, cellular component: blood microparticle; hemoglobin complex; haptoglobin-hemoglobin complex. Gene Ontology annotation, biological process: oxygen transport; hydrogen peroxide catabolic process. Gene Ontology annotation, molecular function: oxygen binding; oxygen carrier activity; peroxidase activity. The transcript has 3 exons. The coding region runs from base 32 to 475 and encodes 147 amino acids. NCBI's taxonomy places the organism in Eukaryota, Metazoa, Chordata, Mammalia, Carnivora, Herpestidae. The record is from RefSeq and is a predicted model, not a curated record.
UGAUCGCCUGUAAACUCCCCGAUCUGACAUCAUGGUGCAUUUUACAGCUGAGGAGAAGGCUGCCAUCACUAGCCUGUGGGGCAAGGUGAAUGUGGAAGAUGCUGGAGGCGAGGCCCUCGGCAGGCUCCUGGUUGUCUACCCCUGGACCCAGAGGUUCUUUGACAGCUUCGGCAACCUGUCCUCUACUUCUGCCAUAAUGGGUAACCCCAAGGUCAAGUCCCAUGGCAAGAAGGUGCUGACCUCCUUUGGAGAUGCUAUUAAGAACUUGGACAACCUCAAGGGCACCUUUGCUAAGCUGAGUGAGCUGCACUGUGACAAGCUGCAUGUGGAUCCGGAGAACUUCAAGCUUCUGGGCAAUGUGCUGGUGAUCAUUCUGGCUUCUCAUUUUGGCAAGGAAUUCACCCCUGAUGUGCAGGCCGUGUGGCAGAAGCUGGUGGCUGGUGUUGCCACUGCUCUGGGCCACAAGUACCACUGAGCCUUCCUUCUAGUUCAACAAUGCUCUUUUGUGUCCCCAGGAACCUCCUUCUGCAUAUGGGGACUUAUAUUUUGGCCUUGAGAGCACAGCUUCUGUUUAAUAAAGUUCAUUCUA